Molecule: messenger RNA, 1340 nt
Organism: Nilaparvata lugens (brown planthopper)
Lineage: Eukaryota; Metazoa; Arthropoda; Insecta; Hemiptera; Delphacidae
Gene: sta
Product: 40S ribosomal protein SA
Exons: 7
Coding region: 320-1255 (311 amino acids)
Biological process (GO): cytoplasmic translation; ribosomal small subunit assembly
Cellular component (GO): ribosome; 90S preribosome; cytosolic small ribosomal subunit
Molecular function (GO): structural constituent of ribosome
Source: RefSeq, a predicted model, not a curated record
UUCCAAUCUAAUCUCUGCUGUCUGUUCUCCAAACAAGUGACCUGAAAUAUUGCUUUAUCUGCGAAAAUAAUCUUCUAAUAGAAGUGAAGAAAUGUUAGAGAGAAACGGAUUGUUCUAGAUUAUUUUAUUGUAAUAUCUAUUAGUAUGAUUAACACAACAAUAUAUUUUGAAAAUCAAAAGUAUAUAUGGAUUGAAUCAGUUGUCAGCACUGUUGUUUCCUGUUUCGAACGCAAGGAGCAGAAACGAGAAAUUCCUUCUAACCUUACUUCCUUCUGUGGCGUUCAUUGACGUUUACCGUUACUCCUAAAAAACGUUAAAGAUGUCUGAGGGACUAGAUUGUUUGAGUCUGAAAGAAGAGGAUGUCACCAAGAUGUUGGGGGCUGCCACCCACAUCGGCACAGAGAACGUGGACUUCCAAAUGGAGCAGUAUGUCUACAAGCGCAGACAAGAUGGUGUUCACAUCAUCAACCUGCGCCGCACCUGGGAGAAGCUUCUGUUGGCUGCGCGUGCCAUUGUCGCCAUCGAGCACCCGAGCGACGUGUUUGUGAUCUCGUCACGCAACUACGGCCAGCGAGCCGUGCUCAAGUUCGCCGCCCACACCGGCGCCACACCCAUUGCCGGCCGCUUCACGCCCGGAGCAUUCACUAACCAGAUCCAGGCUGCAUUCAGGGAACCCCGCCUCCUCGUGGUGACUGACCCAGUGUCCGACCACCAGCCAAUCAGGGAAGCGUCCUAUGUCAACAUUCCCGUCAUUGCCCUGGCCAACACCGAGUCACCUCUCAGAUUCGUCGACAUUGCCAUCCCAUGCAACAACAAGGCUACCUACUCGAUCGGUCUGAUGUGGUGGAUGCUAGCCCGUGAAGUGCUGAGACUGCGCGGCACCCUGUCACGUGACUCCAAGUGGGACAUUGUCGUCGACCUGUUCUUCUUCAGGGAGCCAGAAGAGGCUGAGAAGGACGAAGCCCAGGCAAAGGAGGCCCAACCAGCUGUGACAGCCAAGCCAGAGGUGGAGUACGCACAGCCAUCCGAGUCGUGGGCGGACACCAUGGAGCCAGCCAGCAGUGGAGUGGCCAUCCAGUCGUGGGUGGCUGACGACGCUGCAGCCACCGGUGGCCAGCCUGCCGCUGCCAUCGCUCCGGUCGCCACCGGCUUCCCCGCCGACAACAAGCCCAGUGACUGGACCACUGAGACCGAGGACUGGCCAGCCAACAAUGCAACCACCGACUGGGGUGUGUCCAGCUCUGGCAACUGGUAAAAGAAAAAGAUGUGACUCUCCUACUUUCGGACUUGAAACAUCCUUUUAUAAUAUAAAAUGAAAUAAAAUUGAAAAUAAAACUGAA